GCACGUUUUCCAGACGCAAAAAAAAAUGCAAUUGGAAAUGCAUCUCACCGGGGUAAUGUAAGGACAUCUAUAUGUUCAGCAUGUGACGUCACGCGGUCGUAUAGGUUCAGAAACAUAGAUGUACGUCACCUGCAGGUCUGGUGCGCGCAAACUUAGAUGGAUUACUCGAACAUACAAUUUCUCUGGUGGUGCUGGCCAUAGCGCCAUGGCUCAGACCCUUCAGAUGGCGAUCCCAAACUUCGGCAACAAUGUCCUGGAGUGUUUGAACGAGCAGCGGCUGCAGGGGCUGUACUGCGACGUGUCCGUGGUGGUGAAAGGCCACACCUUUAAAGCCCACCGCGCCGUGCUGGCGGCCAGCAGCUCCUACUUCCGUGACCUUUUCAACAGCAGUGCGGGCAGCAAAACCCCUACGGUGGUGGAGUUGCCCCCGGCCGUACAGCCGCAGAGCUUUCAGCAGAUCCUGGCCUUCUGCUACACCGGCCGCCUCAGCAUGAACGUCGGAGACCAGUUUCUGCUCAUGUACACGGCCGGCUUCCUCCAGAUCCAGCAGAUUAUGGAAAAGGGCACGGAGUUCUUCUUGAAGGUCAGCUCGCCCAGCUGUGACUCACAGGGCCUCCAUACUGAAGAAACCCCUCCGUCGGAGCCUCAGAGCCCUGUUACCCAGACGGCGGCGGGUGCUGCGGCUAACGCCGGAGGCGGGGUGGUGGCUACGACAGCCAGUCGACCCACUUCCUGCUUGACCCCGUUGCCCCUCGUCUCUCGGGUGAAGACUGAGCAGCCGGAGGCCUCGCCGUAUUCGGUGGUUUGCACGCCGGUGGCCAAGCGGCUUUGGGAAGGAGGCAAUCGGGAAGGUGGCGGAGGCUCAGGGGCAGCCGGCGGAGGAGGGAUGAGGAAGGCAGCUCGUUUUUCCCAAGAAAUGGCACGUGGAAGCGCUAUUCAGCAGCAAGGUAGCAUGGGACUUGGUAUGGGUCUUGGAAUGGGCACAGGGGGGCACGGUGGAGGCGGAAGCACCAAUGGCAACGGCACGAGCAGUGCCACCCCUGAAGGCACCAGCCCCGGUACUUUGAGUGCCUAUGCCAGUGAUUCGCCCAUCUCUUACCAUGAUGAUGAGGAAGAGGAGGAGGCGGUGGAUGACGGCACUGAAGAGCAGUACAGGCAGAUCUGCAACAUGUACACCAUGUACAGCAUGCUCAACGUGGGUGCUACAGGUGAACGUGUGGAGGCCUUGCCGGACCACUCAGAGACGCGGCCCAGGAUGCGUGGCCGACAGGAUCUCGCCUCUCUCCCCACCGAGCUCAUCGCUCAGAUCGGCAACCGCUGUCACCCCAAACUGUAUGAGGAAGGUGACCCUGCAGAGAAACUGGAGCUAGUUUCAGGCACCAGUGUGUACAUCUCCCGAGCUCAGCUGAUGAACUGUCACGUCAGUGCCGGGACCAGACACAAAGUCCUUCUGAGGAGGCUGCUGGCUGCUUUCUUCGACAGGAGUACUCUGGCCAACAGCUGUGGGACCGGCAUCCGUUCCUCCACCAAUGACCCCAGCCGUAAGCCGCUGGACAGCCGAGUGUUGCACGCAGUCAAGUUUUACUGCCAGAACUUCGCCACCAGCUUUAAGGAGAGCGAGAUGAACGCCAUCGCGGCGGACAUGUGCACUAACGCUCGGCGCGUGGUGAGGAAGAGCUGGAUCCCCAAGCUGAAGCUACUGAUGGCGGAGGGCGAUGCCUACGCCAAUUUCCUCCCCGACAGCAUCAAGAUGGAAGCGGAUGGCCUCAGCGGUGACCCCGCCUUCGAGACGGCGAGCCUGGAGGGCGGAGCUUCCGUUGAGACCGGAGGAUCCUCGGGCGAGUCUCUGCAGGGUGUGGGCGGAGACAACGGUACUUUGUUUCAGUGAGCGACUCGGCGAGGAAAGCCCUGCCCCAUCCCCUCUGCCACCCCGCCUCCUACCCGCCUCCCACCCCGCUGCGUGACUCUGGGCUCUGCUGCUUCUGCCUGGGAUGGGAAAGGGAGAGUCCGGUAGGAGAUUGGAGGAGAUUGCACGGUCUAGCAUCGGGAGGAUCACAAGGGGUUGAUGCCAGGGGCACUAUUUUCUUUUCAAUCAUUUUUGUUUUUUGCUGAAUAACCCUCUUUUGCACAGAAGAUCCCCUUUGCCUUCCUGCUCGGCAAGUAAAUCUAGUCACCGAUGCUAUAGGAAUGCGUAAUUAGGACCAGGAAAGGUUCUUGCGACCGGAGGUCCGAGGUCCCGGACCUCUCUCUACUGAAUUUGAAUGUAUUCAUGAUUUUGUAGCACCUGGCUAUGUCAGACUAGCCGAUUGUAUUUGGCCCAGGAGAGAGACAGGAAAAAUGCCCGUCAUAAGAUCUGAAGGGACAGCAGAUGGAGAAAGUAGUGAGGGAGGAGAGGAGAAAGAGAAGAAGGUUGCAUAUUCCGUCUCUCGUUCUGUCUAAAACGGAAAGAAUCUGAUAUCCUUCUCUGCUUCCAUUCCUCCCAAAAUAUAUGUGGGAUCUUAGUCUGCCACGUUCUUUUGUUUUUUAUGUCGCCGUUUUCUCCUUUCUCCUUCUACUUGUUCCACUGUAUGUGAUUCAGAUGAAUCCAGAGUUGAUGAAAGAUGAUUAAGGACUGUAAAGGAUAAAAAUAUAUUUAUCUGCUCGCACCUUUAGAGCUCGAGAGAGAGGGAUUGUUUUAAAAUCUCGUCUUUGUGUUUUUAUUUUUUUUUUAAAACCUUUUAAAUUUUUUUCUUAAAUGUUUCUCAAAAGACACCUUGUUGUCAGGCUUUAAAUGGAAAUAGUGAGAAAAAAUAAGGACUAUUUUUGCAUAAGGAUUAUCUUGCAUUUCAAAGACUGGUGCUUGGCUUGUAUCUCGAUCACGCUCGUGUCCGAGGCUGAAUUCGAUGUACAGGGGCAGUUUAUCCAGAAAUGUAAAUUCUGACAUCAUUUCCUCACCCUCAUCUCAAACCAAACACAAAAGAAAAGUGUUUGUUUCAUUCAGUGAAAGGCCAGUGGGGUUCAGUCUUGUUUUGGACUCGCUGACUCUCACUGCAUGCACAUGAAAGUGUUCUUUAAGAAUACCUUACAGGUUCGAAAAGACUUGAUGGUGAGCAAAUGAAGGCCGAAUUGGAUAAACUAUCCCUUUAAGAGAAAAGAAGAAUUGUGUAGGACAUAACAACAAAGUGUUUUUAAUCUCUCAAAACCUUUUUAGCUUCCCCCAUCAUCGCACACAAACACGCUUUUACAGCCCGGGGGGAAGGGAGGUUGUGCUUCUCAUUGUUAGUCACUUUACUGUCUUAAGGUAGUGACUUUGUGUGUGUUUGGGAGCGGAGGAGGGUUUCCAUCGCCUGUGUCCCAGGAGAGGAGGAGUCGGAGUGAUUAAGUCUCUUCAUGUUGCCCAUGUCCCUGUUUGGGCAGCUGUGUGUGUGUGUGUGUGUGUGUGUGUGUCUGUGCUCGCUUAGGCAAGCAUGUCUGUGUCCGCACAAGUCACCAUCUGUAUACAUUCCUUGCACAUAGUUGGCACUGUGUGUUUGCAUGUGGGUGAUGUGUUGAGUCGGGGAUUUAGGGUAUGCUUGUUUCAGCGUUUAUGUGCCCGAGGCGUCUCAAAUGGAUGCUUUUAAGGAAAUUCGGCCGUCUGAAAGUUUGCCGUAAGCCGUGAACUUUUUCAUAUCCUGGAUUUCCAUCGGGAUUUGAAUGGGAUUUCAUGUGAUGUCUUAAUGUGUGCUCAGGCAUGGGGUUUAAACACGCAUGCCUCACGAAAACAGAAAUCCAAUAUUGUAGGCUAUUUCAUACCAGAGUUAUUAGGCACUGCGUGUUGGUAUAAAUCAUGUUUUAUUUUCACGCGUCUGAUCUCCUGGGACACAUACAGUAGCCGCCCCCUUUCUGACAGAGGAAGUGGACCUCUUUGCACCUUUUCGUAGACUGAACUAGAGCUUUUUGCACCUUUUUUGUAGAGGAGAGUGGUGGAUUGUGCACCUUUUUUGUAGAGUGUAAUCGAUGGUUUUUGGACUAAACUUCAUGGAUGUGUAUGUGUCGGUGUCUGGCCCGGACCAGAAUGCACCCCUGCGUCUGUGGCCAGCCGUGCAGAAUACUGAUGUAAAUAUCAAAGAGACUAUUGAACAGAUUUUGACCACGUUUUGAACAGGUCACUCGUCUUUUUAAUUGAUGGCUUACAUUAGGUCUUUCACCCCUCUUGUUUUAGCUCAUGUUAUUAUUUCUUUUAGUUGCAUAACCAAGUCUGGCUUCUGCUGUGUUUGUAUAUCUGGAAAUUGUAGUUGUUGUGUUUUUUUUUUUUUUUCUCUGGCUUAAGCGUCGUAGCAAAUAAAGUGAACUCCUGGCAAGUUUACUACUUAACUGCAGUCUGGUUCAGGUCUGACCGGUGACCUCGUUUCUUUUUCUAUCCUUUGGACCAGAAAACAAUAAUGCCUCUUGUUUAGAAGUGUACAGCAUUCGAGUAGCCUGCGAAAUCAACAUCUGGGAACGUGCAAGCAUCCAUUUCCUUCUCCCGUUUUAUUCCUCCAUUCUUUUAGCAGACCACGUGUACUGUAUUUACUUUUCAACAACUACUAAUUCAAGGUGAAAGAGUUGACUUGCCAAGUUUUUUAAAGAUACUAUAUAGAGUUGUUUGACUGAUGAUAGAGUACGGAGUGUUUUUUUUUUUUCUCCAUUUCUUUUUAUCGACUAAAGUGGUGGGGGGUUAUGGUGAGGGAUGUACUGGUGCUAUGUGUGCUAUUCUUUAGAUGUUAAAGGUCUGCUGGGUCACUGGUGCCUUUCAGGAGGACUGCGGGAGACGAACUGCGUGUGUAUCUGGGUGGGGCACGGAGCAGCAGUGCUCCUCUCUCUCUCUCUCUCUCUCUCUCUCUUUCUUUCUCUCUCGCCAGCUAUGACUGUGCCAGUGUUUAUGCGUCCUCCAUUUUGAUGGCACAGAUCACAUAUGCUGCAUGCGUCGCUGGAGAGGAACCGCUGUGUCCGUGCGCCACCCGCUGUCUGUGUGCUGUUACUGCAGCUUAGAUUUACUACUUACAGUCAACACCAGGGGGUGUCACGCCUGAGAAAGAUGACUCUUGACGGCCACAAAAAAUGGCCUAUCUCUUACAAGGAAGUUGAAGGUGACGUGUAAUUAU
This is a messenger RNA of Carassius auratus (goldfish), 5102 nucleotides long. Its product is annotated as nucleus accumbens-associated protein 1-like. The transcript is spliced from 6 exons. Gene Ontology annotation, biological process: regulation of transcription by RNA polymerase II. Bases 119 to 1888 code for a protein of 589 amino acids. Gene Ontology annotation, molecular function: RNA polymerase II cis-regulatory region sequence-specific DNA binding; protein binding; DNA-binding transcription factor activity, RNA polymerase II-specific. Lineage: Eukaryota; Metazoa; Chordata; Actinopteri; Cypriniformes; Cyprinidae. The record is from RefSeq and is a predicted model, not a curated record.